This is a messenger RNA of Diaporthe amygdali, 630 nucleotides long. Its product is annotated as phosphatidylserine decarboxylase. The transcript has 2 exons. The record is from RefSeq and is a predicted model, not a curated record. Bases 1 to 630 code for a protein of 209 amino acids. Gene Ontology annotation, biological process: phospholipid biosynthetic process. Lineage: Eukaryota; Fungi; Ascomycota; Sordariomycetes; Diaporthales; Diaporthaceae. Gene Ontology annotation, molecular function: phosphatidylserine decarboxylase activity.
AUGCCUCCAAUCAGCGCGAGCAACUCAAAUAACGCCAACUACGACUGCGUCGUCCUCUACCCUGCCGACAGCACCUUCGACGAAGAGGAGAACGUCAACACCAAGGGCCGGGAGUGGAAGAUCAGCGACGUAUUGCAGUCGAGCCAGCAGCACGAGCACGUGGGUAGCACGGUCAUCGAGGCCAAUGUCAUCCCGAGACUUGCCUACCUGCAGGUCGGGGCGGACAGUGACACGGGUGGGUUGAAGCUGCGCCACAGCUACGUUUUCAAGGAACCGAAGGCGAGCGAUACACAUGAGCUCUUUGACACCCUCGGCAUGACUGAUGAGGCCGGGUGCCAAUUCCUUCCGGGCCGCGACUGCGUCAUCAUCAGGAACGAACUCCUCGGCUACGUCGUAGUGCUGCCCAUCGCAAUGGUUCAGUUCUUCUCUGUCAAGCUGGCCUGGGAGCCUAAGCAGGGUGGAAAGUACCCCAUCCACCCAAAUGUGAGGAUUGAGAAGGGUGGUGAGAUCUCAAAUUUUGAGUUCGGCGGCUCUGAUAUUGUGCUGGUCUUCCGGGAGGAUGCGGAAAUCCAGAUUCUAGAAGCUCAAAGCAUUGAUGCCACUAGCAAAAUCACGAGCAAGCAGAAGUAA